Cordyceps militaris CM01 is the source of this 918-nucleotide messenger RNA. RefSeq lists its product as uncharacterized. NCBI's taxonomy places the organism in Eukaryota, Fungi, Ascomycota, Sordariomycetes, Hypocreales, Cordycipitaceae. The transcript has 4 exons. Bases 1 to 918 code for a protein of 305 amino acids. The record is from RefSeq and is a predicted model, not a curated record.
AUGGCGCCCCGACCCAUCUUUACUCUUACACACCCGCGAGCAUGCUCGACGGCGUUCGAACGGGUCUUCAUGACUCGUCGUGACAUCCUCGAGUGCUCGCAUGAACCCUUUGCCGAUGCCUUUUACCUGGGCCCGGAGCUCAUGAGCGAUCGCUUCAAGGAUGCGUCCGCCGACCGCGGCUCCCUGGGCAUGUCCUGCUCCGACACCUACCAGACCGUGUUGGACAGCUUUGCCCAGAUGCAAUCUCAGGGAAGACGCCUCUUCAUCAAGGACAUGGCCUACUACCUCAUGCAGCCCGGGAACAACCUCACCAGCAUCGCGCCCUCCGUGAGCGCCCGUCCCGAGCUCGACAACCCGACUGUGCUGCCCCUCAACGUGCUCAGCAAGUUCCACUUCACCUUUCUCAUCCGCCACCCGCGCCGCGCCAUCCCCUCCUACUGGCGCUGCUGCCUCCCGCCGCUCAGCGACCGCAACGGCUUCCCCUACUUCCUCCCCAGCGAGGCCGGCUACGAGGAGCUCGUCCGCCUCUUUGACUUUUUGCUCGAGAGCGGCGUCACCGACAAGGAGCACCUCACCGUCCUCGACGCCGACGACCUGCUCGACAACCCCGAGGGCACGAUUCGCAUGUUUUGCGAGCGCACCGGCAUCGACUACCACCCCAACAUGCUUGAGUGGUCGGCCGAGGACGGCAGGAUUGCCACCGAAAAGUUUGCCAAGUUUGAUGGCUUCCACGAUGACUGCCUUCGCACUACGCGCCUCGAGGGCAGAUCCCAUGCACAGAAAAUCUCAACAGUCGACUCUGAAGAUGCCGAGUGGCUCAAGAAGUUUGGCCCUGACGCGCAAAAGAUCAUCCGCCAAACUGUCAAUGACAACAUUCCUUACUACGAGUAUCUGAAGCAGUUCUGCAUCAAGGCUUAG